This is a messenger RNA of Notothenia coriiceps (black rockcod), 734 nucleotides long. Its product is annotated as nuclear receptor subfamily 4 group A member 1-like. The record is from RefSeq and is a predicted model, not a curated record. The transcript is spliced from 2 exons. Gene Ontology annotation, cellular component: nucleus; transcription regulator complex. Bases 150 to 638 code for a protein of 162 amino acids. Gene Ontology annotation, molecular function: nuclear receptor activity; nuclear glucocorticoid receptor binding; RNA polymerase II cis-regulatory region sequence-specific DNA binding. Lineage: Eukaryota; Metazoa; Chordata; Actinopteri; Perciformes; Nototheniidae. Gene Ontology annotation, biological process: regulation of transcription by RNA polymerase II; cellular response to corticotropin-releasing hormone stimulus.
UUUUUUCUCUCGAUUCCGAUCUUUUGAAAAUCACGUGAUCGGCUCCAAUCCCCGAUCACGUGAUUGGAUCAGGACAUCUCUAAAUCUCAGAGUAUAGUUACAUUUCUUCCGAUCCCACAUUUCAAGGUCUUUCUGUAUGACGUUAUAACAUGAGAGAAUAUUCAAAUGUCUUCGUCCUGAAGCGGCAUCGACCUGUUAGAGAUGAUGUCUCUCAUUUCCCUGCUUCCUUCCUGUUUCAGUACGAGGAGACGGCGGUGAGUCCGACCCAGAAGGUGGACUCCUCUGACGUGCAGCAGUUCUACGAUCUGCUCACUUCCUGCACGGAGGUGGUGAGGGUUUGGGCUCAGAACAUCCCGGGUUUCUCAGAGUUCUGCCUCGAGGACCGGGAGCUGCUGCUCGAGUCGGCCUUCGUCGAACUCUUCAUCCUGAGGCUGGCCUAUCGCUCGGACCCUGACCUGCAGAAGCUGGUGUUCUGCAGCGGAGCGGUGCUUCACAGAGCUCAGUGCGUCCGGGGCUUCGGGGACUGGAUCGACUCCAUUUUAGAGUUCUCUCAGAGCCUUCAUCGCAUGAAGCUCGACGUUUCCUCCUUCUCCUGCCUCACUGCGCUCGUCAUCAUCGCUGGUAAGAGCUGUUUCUAACUAUUUAGUUUAUCAAUCAAAUCAAGACAAAUUCAUCCCUCUCCCAGUCACUGUCAUACCACCUCACCCUUCCUCUGAUACAGGAUUCACGCGAAG